Molecule: messenger RNA, 1251 nt
Organism: Ruditapes philippinarum (Manila clam)
Lineage: Eukaryota; Metazoa; Mollusca; Bivalvia; Venerida; Veneridae
Exons: 9
Coding region: 95-1204 (369 amino acids)
Source: RefSeq, a predicted model, not a curated record
AGCUCUGCGUUGCCAAGUUACGACCAAACUAUUGCUACAUAAAACAAGAUCGGAUUUUUAAAAAAAACGUUGAAAUUCAAUUGUUAUCGUUAAAAUGGCAACAAAUCCGAACCAAAAUGAAGCAGAGGAGUACACAGACGAUUAUAACGACCUUCAAGGCUGGUUUUACCAUGCACCUGCAGCAAGGCGGAACAAGGAACCAGUUCUAUAUCCUCCAAUGUCACAGGUUCCUGGCCUUGCCGAGGAUGAUGGUACGCCGGAGGAUCCUCCAAGACCAUUGUUUAGAGACUCGGACACAAAAUAUAUCAGGCUUGCGAAACAAGGCGGAAGAGCAAAUUUAUUACAAAUAAAAGAGAAUGAUGCCAACAGACGUGAACCAGUUUAUUAUCCAAGAAAUGAAUGGUUCUAUCUAGAAGAUAAUGCCAUGGAAGAUGAGGCUGAAAAAAGGAAAAAUGAAAUAGAUUAUGAUUUUCUGCGACCAGAUUACAUGGUGCACGAGGCAUACAAGGAAGACGCUAAUAAAGAAUACAUGAGACCAGGCCGGGGACCGUUGGGAUUUGACAAAUUAUCAGUGUUCGAAAGGGAACCAGGAAAUAAUGCAACAGACAAAACAGUCAAAUUACCGGAAGUUAAGAAACCAGGGUAUGGUGUUCGGAGAGAUAAGCCGUUACCUAGAGCACUCAGGAAUAAGCCACAGUCCGCCCAGACAGAUCCCGGGAAAGGACCACAUCCUCUGAAAUAUUUACCAAUGGAAGACAAAAAAGAUAGAAGAAGAAAGAAGCCCGCAACAGAUGCUGCGGAUAAGACUAAAAUCAGUAAAAUUCUCGGCUACGCAUAUGAACGGGAGUGGCAAGAUGAGUUGAAAACAUGGCAGGAGAAACAGGAAAUUGGACGAACGAGGCAUAGACAGAUGACCCAUAUACCGCCAAACUCUGAUGAAUUCAAAAUAAGAUCGGAGUAUGAAGUAAAUUUUGGAAAACGCUCAGCGGCUGUACAUUCAGAUUUAGAUAGAGCAGGUACCCAACAAUCAUCUCGGCACUCUGAGGGUAAACAAGGAUACUCUGUACGUCAAACCGAGACUCAGAGAUUACGAGAAGCCCAGUUACAAAAACCCGUACAAAGAGAUCCAUUUAAGAUGACUAGAUUUAAGAAUAUUCCAGCAAGAAUAGAGUCACAGAGACCCACAGUGGCACCUAUAAACUAAGACAUUUAUCAUAAUACAGUGCAAAUUUUGUACAUGAUUGUUGUUGU